Molecule: messenger RNA, 6034 nt
Organism: Dreissena polymorpha
Lineage: Eukaryota; Metazoa; Mollusca; Bivalvia; Myida; Dreissenidae
Exons: 19
Coding region: 1-2256 (751 amino acids)
Molecular function (GO): zinc ion binding; DNA binding
Source: RefSeq, a predicted model, not a curated record
AUGUCGCACUCGCCCGAGAUGCCCCUGGACAACGUGGGAAUAAGUACGCCAGAGGACAUAGAACAGAACCCUGUGGGCAACCUCAGUACUGAUGGUCUCUCAUGUAUAUAUACGACUGGUGGAUUGUCUGAAAACGGCGCUUCAGUGAGGAAUACCUUUGGCGGAAAACGAAUAGACAAGGUUUACCAUAAACGUUCAAGGCACAAAGUAGAACGGUCACGAAACCGGGGGUGUCGAUCGACACCAAAUAUUCGUAAGAACCGCGCUCCAGCUCUCAAGUUGCCGAAGAAAAAGUUCAAAAUGCCCUGUUGGCACAGUUUCAUGGCCGUUUCUGAAAACAAAUCAACGGAUGAAGGCGACUUCUUGAAGGUAUUGAUGAAGGAAGGAUUGCUUUGCAUACAGAGUGGACAAAACGUUUCAAAUGCGUUGGGUACAUCUAAUCACAACAUGAAAACCUCUGGCAAAGCGCGGUCGUCCAGCUCUAUGCCAGUCAAAGAUGGGACACAUAGUUAUACAACUACCGGAAGAUCUUUGUUGAAUCCUUAUGUCUACGUUGAAAACAUUGACCAAAUGUUAAUGGUUACCAAACAACAGUCAAACCGUGCUGCUUGUAAGAAGAUAGAAAACUCCCACCGUAACAAAGGCAUCUCCAAACCCGGACGCGUCCCGGUAGUGCAGAGUAAGAUGAAACCAGAUGAUGCACAAUCUGCUAAUCAUCAAUUAAUGCAGAGUUACGAAAUGAAUCGAUUGAAUAUUUCCGAACCUCUGUCUGGCCGAGUAACGAAACUGCUACACAAGUAUCGGUUGGAUCGUCCAUCUUUCAAAGUGCCCUGUUUGCACAGUUUCAUGGCCGUUUCUGAAAAUGAAUCAACGGAUGAAGGCGACUUCUCGGAGGUAUUGAUGAAGGAAGGAUUGCUUUGCAUACAGAGUGGACAAAACGUUUCAAAUGCGUUGGGUACAUCUAAUCACAACAUGAAAACCUCUGGCAUAGCGCGGUCGUCCAGCUCUAUGCCAGUCAAAGAUGGGACACGCAGUUAUACAACUACCGGAAGAUCUUUGUUGAAUCCUUAUGUCUACAUUGAAAACAUUGACUACAUGUUAAUGGUUACCAAACAACAGUCAAACCGUGCUGCUUGUAAGAAGAUAGAAAACUCCCACCGUUACAAAGGCAUCUCCAAACCCGGACGCGUCCCGGUAGUGCAGAGUAAGAUGAAACCAGAUGAUGCACAAUCUGCUAAUCAUCAAUUAAUGCAGAGUUCCGACAUGAAUCGAUUGAAUAUUUCCAAACCUCUGUCAGGCCAAGUAACGACACUGCUACACACGUAUCGGUUGGAUCGUCCAUCUUUCAAAAUGCCCUGUUUGCACAGUUUCAUGGCCGUUUCUGAAAACGAAUCAACGGAUGAAGGCGACUUCUCGGAGGUAUUGAUGAAGGAAGGAUUGCUUUGCAUACAGAGUGGACAAAACGUUUCAAAUGCGUUGGGUACAUCUAAUCACAACAUGAAAACCUCUGGCAAAGCGCGGUCGUCCAGCUCUAUGCCAGUCAAAGAUGGGACACGCAGUUAUACAACUACCGGAAGAUCUUUGUUGAAUCCUUAUGUCUACAUUGAAAACAUUGACCACAUGUUAAUGGUUACCAAACAACAGUCAAACCGUGCUGCUUGUAAGAAGAUAGAAAACUCCCACCGUUACAAAGGCAUCUCCAAAUCCGGACGCGUCCCGGUAGUGCAGAGUAAGAUGAAACCAGAUGAUGCACAAUCUGCUAAUCAUCAAUUAAUGCAGAGUUCCGACAUGAAUCGAUUGAAAAUUUCCAAACCUCUGUCAGGGCAAGUAACGACACUGCUACACAAGUAUCGGUUGGAUCGUCCAUCUGAUAGCGUAGUGGAGAGUGCGGUCGAUGACUUAGCGCAGAGCCUCAAAUGCCUCAAAAUAUUCUAUUGCAGAAAUAGCCGUGUGUUCCCGUGUCAGAUCUGCAUUGUGACGUCAUGCAGACGAGCCCAGUGUGACCUUAACCCCGCAGAAGACUUCAGCAGCGCUAUCAACCCUCAGCUAAUAGCGGAAUGUGACAAGAUACGGACGGUUUCUAAACAGACGCAAUCGCAAUCAGAUGGUGCCAAGAUGAUCAGCGACAGUCAGCCAGCUAGGCGACGAAGCAUGUCAAGGAACGUUAUAGACCACCCCAAUGAAGCACGGGACCGGCUUGUUCGCGAAUUGUGGCAUAAGACGACUCCUGAUCUACAGUCGGAAAGCCCAACCUAGCCUCGACAUGGGUCCCUCCACACUAUCCUGAUCCCCAGUCUGAAAGAGCGCCCAACCUGGCCUCGACACGUGUCCCUCCACACUCUCCUGAUCCCCAGUCUAAAAGAGCGCCCAACCUGGCCUCGACACGGGUCCCUCCACACUCUCCUGAUCCCCAGUCUGAAAGAGCGCCCAACCUGGUCUCGACACGGGUCCCUCCACACUCUCCUGAUCCCCAGUCUGAAAGAGCGCCCAACCAGGCCUCGACACGGGUCCCUCCACACUCUCCUGAUCCCCAGUCUGAAAGAGCGCCCAACCUGGCCUCGACACGGGUCCCUCCACACUCUCCUGAUCCCCAGUUGGAAAGAGCGCCCAACCUGGCCUUGACACGGGUCCCUCCACACUCUCCUGAUCCCCAGUCUGAAAGAGCGCCCAACCUGGCCUCAACACGGGUCCAUCCAGACUACACUCUCCUGAUCCACAGUCUGAAAGAGCGCCCAACCUGGCCUCAACACGGGUCCCUCCACACUCUCCUGAUCCCCAGUCGGAAAGAGCGCCCAACCUGGCCUCGACACGGGUCCCUCCACACUCUCUUGAUCCCCAGUCUGAAAGAGCGCCCAACCUGGCCUCGACACGGGUCCCUCCACACUCUCUUGAUCCCCAGUCUGAAAGAGCGCCCAACCUGGCCUCGACACGGGUCCCCGCCACACUCUCCUGAUCCCCAGUCGGAAAGAGCGCCCAACCUGGCCUCGACACGGGUCCCUCCACACUCUCCUGAUCCCCAGUCGGAAAGAGCGCCCAACCUGGCCUCGACACGGGUCCCUCCACACUCUCCUGAUCCAGAGUCGGAAAGAGCGCCCAACCUGGCCUCGACACGGGUCCCUCCACACUGAGCCGUGUGCUCUAUACUUGAAACAGUCAGUAUAGUGUCCAUUAGUUUCCCUUGCAAGGGCUGUAUUCACCGGUCCGUGAAAGUUGCUACCAACACCAGAAGUCGCAACGCGGACGAAGAUUUUGCCAAAGAUAUGACUGAGAUGCUUACUUACGAGCCACUUGCCGCCUGUAACAACGAUGCCAUUCUUUAACAGAAGCUAGAUCAACUUAUUAUACAAUAUGGAACUACUCGGUUGGACCCGACUCUGGCAUCUGAAGACCUGACUGUGCCCGUGACUGCGCCCGUUAAGAAUCGGGUUGUCGAGGAGGAAAACAAUCAUGUGCUAUACAGCAACAAAACAAGCAGCCCGAUGUGGACGCCGGCCAGGCAACAAAAGUAAACACACGUGCUCUUGCUUCCUCAUAAAAAGACGCAUGUCUGGUUUACCUCAGUGAACAGUUCCGUACGUACUUCACACGUGCUUCGUGAAGGGAGUCAACUCUGCAAGGUUCGGCGAGGAAGAAGAUGAAGGGGAGAGCACUCUUCUCCCAUGGUGUGCAGACUCACGCGGUUGUUACGGCGGAUGUCGGUUCAGUAUCAUGACAACCGUUUUAGCGAAACACGCGUAGACUUUGAAAACAUCGUUUAUUUGAUUCUUUUUUUUGCUGUUUCUUGUUCUUCGGUCAUGAUCCGACUUUAAUUUCUAGUCAGUAUUGUUAAAACUCAUUUGUAUACAUUUUCAUUUUCAUGUUUCCUUUAAGUUAUUUUUAUUAGUUUGAAAUGCAUGUUCUUUGUAAUAGUUUAUAAUCUAUAUUUUCGUCUUUUUUUCUCUUCAAUCGCUAUCUUUCCGGAUAUCAUUAAGGAACAAUUACUAGUACUUGAUAUGUGUUUGAUAUAACGAGAAUUAUUACAAACCAAUCGAAUUUGAUAUGUAUUUCUUCAUUUCAUCUUUUGCAGAACUGGCAGUGUGUAAAUUGUGGUCAAAUUUGUAUAAAGUGAAUAUCAAACUCGUUAUUAGACAUUAUUUGUUACACUACCAAGUAUAAAAGCGUGGUUUAUUUCACAGCGUAAACAUGUCUGAAACAUCGAAGAUAACUGCGACUCAUUUUAGUUUUAGUUUAGCAAAUGUUUGUUGUGUAAAGUUUAUGAUUUUUCUUUAUAAUUUGUAGUUAUCUUUUGUUUUGGCAUGCUUGAAGUUGUGUUUUGAUUUAGGGGGGUGUGUGGUUGUGGUUAGAUUUGUAGUUGUGUUUGUUUGGUAUGGACUGUAGUUAUGUUUUGUGUAUGAGUGGUUUUAUGUUGUGUUUUGUUUUAUAUGGUUUGUAGUAAUGGUUUGUUUAGGAAUGUUCUGUAUUGUUAAUGUGUUUUGAUAUGGUUGGUAUUUUGUUAAGGUAUAGUUUAUAGUUGUGUAUUAUUAAGGUAUUGUUUGUAGUUGGGUUUUAUUUAUGUAUGGCUUGUAGUUUUUUUGUUUAGAUAUGGUUUGCAGAAGUGUUUCAUUUUGAUAUGGGUUGAAGUAGUGUUUUGUGUAGAUGUGGUCUGUAAUUGUAUUUCGUUUAGGCAUGAUUUGAAGUUGUAUUAUGUCAAGGUAUGGUUUGAAGUUGUAUCUUGUCUAGGUAUGGUUUGUAGUUGUGUUUUGUUUAUUUAUGGUUUGAAAUUGUGCUUUGUUAAGUUCUGGUGUGUUAAGGUACGGUUUUUAGUUGUGUUUUGUCUAAGUAGGGUUUGUAGUUGUUUUUUGUUUAUGUAUGGUUCGUAGUGUUUUUGUUAAAGUAUGGUUGUGUUACAUUUUAAAAAUGGUUGAAGUAGUGUUUUGUUUAGUUGUGGCUUGUAGUUGUGUUUUGUUUAGGUAUGGCUUGCAGUUGUGUUUUGUUUAGGGUUGGCUUGUAGUUGUGUUUUGAUUAGGGUUGGCUUGUAGUUGUGUUUUGAUUAUGUAUGGGAUGUAGCUGUGUUUAGUUAUGAAUGGCUUGUAGUUGUGUUUUCUUUAGGUAUGGCUUGUAGUUGUAUUUUGUUAUGGUUUGGCUUGUAGUUGUGUUUUGUUUAUGUGUGGCUUGUAGUUUUGUUUAUGUAUGGCUUGUAGUUGUGGUUAGGUAUGGCUUGUAGUUGUGUUUAGGUAUGGCUCUUGUAGUUGUGUUUUCUUAAGUUAUAGUUUGUAGUUGUUUUUUUGUUAAGGUACGGCUUGUAGUUGUGUUUUGAUUAGGUAUGGCUUGUAUUUGUGUUGUGUUUAUGUAUGGCUUGUAGUUGUGUUUUGUUUAUGUAUGGCUUGUAGUUGUGUUUUGAUUAGGUAUGGCUUGUAUUUGUGUUGUGUUUAGGUGUGGCCUGUAGUUGUGUUUUGUUUAGGUCUGGUUUGUUUAGGUAUGGCUUGUAGUUGUGGUGUGUUUAGGUCUGGUUUGUUUAGGUAUGGCUUGUAGUUGUGUUUUGUUUAGGUCUGGUUUGUUUAGGUAUGGCUUGUAGUUGUGGUUUGUUUAGGUAUGGUUUGUUUAGGUAUGGUUUGUAGUUGUGGUUUGUUUAGGUCUGGUUUGUUUAGGUUUGGCUUGUAGUUGUGGUUUGUUUAGGUCUGGUUUGUUUAGGUAUGGCUUGUAGUUGUGGUUUGUUUAGGUCUGGUUUGUUUAGGUAUGGCUUGAAUUUGUGGUUUGUUUGUGUAUGGUUUGUAGUUGUGUUUUAUUUAGAUAUGGUUUAAUUGUGUUCUUUAAAUCUACUGGAUAGACCAAACAAUUAAAUCAUAUUCACUGUUUCAUUAGAAAUGUUCUUUUAACAAACACCUGACUUAUGUAUGUAAUUAAAAAAUUCAUGCAUGUUUUAUGUACAUUAACAAAAAUUAGCGAUGCUUUAUUUUUACUAGUUUCCAUUUCCGUUUAUUGCUCUAUUUGUCAUGAAACAGUGAACACAUAAAUGAACCUAUUCGAUUUAACUGAGAUAAAACAGUGAAAAAUA